This is a messenger RNA of Abrus precatorius (Indian licorice), 940 nucleotides long. RefSeq names its product oleosin 1. The coding region runs from base 132 to 740 and encodes 202 amino acids. The record is from RefSeq and is a predicted model, not a curated record. The transcript has a single exon. NCBI's taxonomy places the organism in Eukaryota, Viridiplantae, Streptophyta, Magnoliopsida, Fabales, Fabaceae. Gene Ontology annotation, cellular component: membrane; monolayer-surrounded lipid storage body. Gene Ontology annotation, biological process: lipid storage.
UUCCUUUUACAAGAGAAUGAGUCUCACUCUGAUCUCUCCUCAUAGAUAGCCAUAUAUAGCCUAAUACUAUUACACCUUCACUUACACUUACACUUACACUUACACUUACACGUACACACCCUUUCCAUUGCAUGUUAACCCCACACCUCACACCUGUCCCUAUUACACAUUCCCUUUCCUUUCACGCAUUUCCUUCAUCAUCACUUUCAUUCCCUUUCUCUCUUUCGCACAAACCCCACAUUCUCAUGGCUGACGCUAACCCAAUCUCCCCCCAAACUCACAGAUCAACAAGAACAACCCCCAAUGCUAUCUCAGCAACUUUUCUUCGAACACUUCAAGACCAUACCCCCAACUCAACCCAACUCGCCGGAAUCUUAACCCUCAUCGUCACCGCCUCCGUCCUUCUCCUCCUCACCGGUCUCACCGUCGCCGGAGCCGUUCUCGCUCUCAUUUUUUUCUUGCCGCUCAUAAUCGUUUCGAGCCCAAUAUGGGUCCCUGCUGCCACCUUUCUCUUCGUCCUCGCUGCAGGGUUCUUCUCCGUUUGCGGUUUCGGCGUUGCCCUCGUCGCUGCCCUCUCUUGGAUCUACCGUUACUUUCGGGGGCUCCACCCACCCGGUUCGGACCGGGUCGACUACGCUCGGACCCGAAUUUACGACACUGCCUCUCAUGUGAAAGACUAUGCUAGAGAAUACGGUGGGUAUUUGCAGAGUAAGGUUAAGGAUGCAGCGCCAGGAGCUUAAUUAGGAGGAUCCAAUCCAUACCAACCGGUUCGGUUCGGGUUUUGUGGAUCGUAUCGUAUGAUCUUAGUGACCCUCCAUGUUCUAACUGUAGAAAUUUCCAUCAACUUUUUUUAUUUUUUGUUCUCUCUUUUCUUUUUCUUUUUUUGGUGAAUGUGUUUGCGUUAUGUUCCUCAACUUUAUUUCCUCGAAUCUAUUUCUAU